Messenger RNA from Ochotona princeps (American pika), 761 nucleotides. RefSeq names its product ubiquitin conjugating enzyme E2 L3 (gene UBE2L3). Lineage: Eukaryota; Metazoa; Chordata; Mammalia; Lagomorpha; Ochotonidae. The transcript has 4 exons. The record is from RefSeq and is a predicted model, not a curated record. The coding region runs from base 98 to 562 and encodes 154 amino acids.
CCCGCCCCGCCCCUCCCCCGCUCCAGGAAGUUGCGGGGGCUCCAGCCGCCCGGCCGGCCUCGAUGCAUUCUGGGAAAGCAGCAGCACCAGGUCCAAGAUGGCGGCCAGCAGGAGGCUGAUGAAGGAGCUUGAAGAGAUCCGCAAAUGUGGAAUGAAAAACUUCCGUAACAUCCAGGUUGAUGAAGCUAAUUUAUUGACUUGGCAAGGGCUUAUUGUUCCUGACAACCCUCCUUAUGAUAAGGGAGCCUUCAGAAUCGAAAUCAACUUUCCGGCAGAGUACCCAUUCAAACCCCCGAAGAUCACAUUCAAAACAAAGAUCUACCACCCCAACAUUGAUGAAAAGGGGCAGGUCUGUCUGCCCGUCAUUAGUGCUGAAAACUGGAAGCCAGCCACCAAAACCGACCAAGUGAUCCAGUCCCUCAUAGCACUGGUGAACGACCCCCAGCCCGAGCACCCGCUCCGGGCUGACCUAGCUGAAGAAUACUCUAAGGACCGUAAAAAAUUCUGUAAGAAUGCUGAAGAGUUUACAAAGAAAUACGGGGAGAAGCGACCUGUGGACUAACAGCUGCUGCGGAGGAUUCCAGCGACUGUGAGCAGAGACGGAACAGCGCGCUCAGACUCCGCCAAGCGGGACUCUGGAAAAUCGACACGUGCCGCCGCCUGGCGUUCGCUCGUGGCAGUUACUAACUUUCUACAGUUUUCUUAAUCACAAGUGGUCUAGGUAACCUGUAAAGAAAGGAUUAAAAAUUUCAGAUGUUCUA